Messenger RNA from Schistosoma intercalatum, 431 nucleotides. NCBI's taxonomy places the organism in Eukaryota, Metazoa, Platyhelminthes, Trematoda, Strigeidida, Schistosomatidae. The record is from the annotation of a GenBank genome assembly.
AUGUCUUUAGUGUUAAGUAAUUUGGAAACUAGUACAUUAAACAUUCAGCAAAAUGGUAUACCUCUACAAUCACUGAUACUUUCAAGAAUAACUACAAACAUUCUAUCUUGCAGGUUGGCUGAUUCACGAAACGAUCAAAGCAAAACAAUUGGAGAAGACAGAUCAGAAAUGACUCUCAGUCCACAUGUAACUCACUUAUCAGGCGUUUGUAAGCGUUCUCUAAAAGGAUAUUUAGAGGAAAAUCACCUUGGAGUAUUUGACUGGGAUAAAAAUGUCUUAACAAGGGUUGACAUUAAGUAACCGGCCAAUAUGACUCCCUACUGCCCAUUUUAAAAAAAUUGUGGGGUGUGAAUGAAAAAUUUAGGUAUCGUUGAUUGGUGGACUUGUUUUGCAAGUGUGUGCUCAAGUGAUAAUGAACAAACAUUUUGUCA